AUGACCAACUGCUUGUUAAUCAGUAUUACCAAGAAUCAUGGUGCGACUGCCUCCAGCUCCAGAAUCAUACCACAAGUCAACGGAGACGGCGCCGAACAUGCCGCGAGUGACCACCUGCUCGCCGGACUACUCAAGACCGGAAGGUAUUUGAUUGUGAUUGAUGGCGUGAAUACACAUGAGUUGUACGACGUACUAUCUGCAUUCUCUUGGGCUGAUGGAAUGGGCGGCAGAAUUAUCAUGACGACGACCAUUCAACUACCAGCAGCGACAUGCUGCAAAUGUGGCAAUGGUUCAUCACUUGCUAUGGAUAGCACAAGCCAGGUUUUCAUUGGGGAGCUGACAGAGAGUGGAUUUGUGGAGGCCUGCCUCCAUCUUCGUGAUGACACACUGGCAAGAAUGCACCGCAGCAACAACGAGAUCCUAUCCAGCCCCGUUGUCCAGGACUUAUUGCUGUAUUUCUGCAUGUUCCCACGCGAUCAUCCUGUCAGGAGGAAUCCCCUGAUAAGGAGAUGGCUGGCUGAAGGGCUUGUGUUUCCUCAGCCUGAAACAGAGAAUUUUUCCCAGGAUGUUGCGGUCAAGAAUUUGGAGAGCCUCAUCAGCCGCAACAUCAUUCAGCCCAUUCAAGUGAGGACCUAUGGAAAUGUGAAGAAAUGCCAAACUUCUGGGAUAAUGCUCAACUCCAUUUCCAGCAAAUCCAAGUCACAGAAUUUCAUCACCAUGUUGUGUGGCGGCCAGACAACAGAGAAGAAUCUGCCGGGCAAAGAGAUUCGCCGGCUUUCCCUCCAUCUUAAUGGUGCGGCAAAUGGGCCACUGAAUUUGCCAAAGGAGUUAUCUCGUCUCCAUACUCUGGCAGUAUUCCCUGAUGAUACAAAUGUGACCAGGCAUCAAGCUAAUUUGAAUUAUGCCGAGUAUAAGCUACUGCGGGUUUUGGACCUCAAAGAAUGUGCUGAUGUGAAAGCAGAACAUGUUGGCAAAAUAUGUGACCUGUUGCUGCUCAAAUAUCUGAGCCUCGGAGACAGUAUUGACAAGGUUCCAAGGAAAAUAGCGAAGCUAAAAUGGUUGGAGACUCUUGACAUGAGGAGAACCCAGGUAGUGAUGUUGCCAAUUGAAGUCCUCCACCUCCCCGGGUUGAAACACCUCCUUGGAAAGUUUCAGUUACUUGAAGGUGACUGCACACAUAAGAAGCUAGAGAAGCUCUUGUCAGAAGAUAGUGAAUUGCAGAGGCUUUCUGGAUUUGUCACUGACAAAAACGAAGGGUUUGCGCAGCUGAUGAGUCGCAUGGGGAAGUUGAGGAAGGUGAAAAUAUGGUGCGAUUCCACUGCAGAUGUGAUGAAACUAGUUUGUGUUUUAGGGGCCACGGAGAAAUUCAUUUGCGGAGGCCUGGAUAUGACAAGAGUUGACCGUUCCUUAUCUAUCGACCUCCAAGGAUGCCCAACAGAAUGCUCAGAACAAUUCAUGGAUUCUCUGCAAGCUACAGGCCGUCUUACCUCGCUCAAAUUGCGCGGAAAGCUGAUGCGACUCCCUCAGUUCAAGGCAAAGCUGAACUACAUCGAGGAGUUGUGCCUCUCAAGAACUAAUCUGAGCGGGGACACAAUCCUAGAUGGCCUGUCUGAACUUAGAAUGACACUUAAGUGUCUUAAACUGGUAGAAGAUAAGCUUGGGCACUUGGUCAUAAAACCGGAGCAUUUCCGAAGCCUGAAGGGGUUAUGCCUUGUGGGCGAGCAAAGUAUGGAGGACAUAACAAUCCAAGAUGAAGCUAUGCCCUACCUUGUGUCACUUCAUAUGCUUUGUGCAGCUCUAGGUAAUCUUCCUGGCGUCGACAUCACACGCAUGGCAAGGCUAAAAGAAGUCACGCUCCAUUCUGGAGUACAAGAGUCGAUAAAGGAUGGGUGGCAAACAGCUGCAAAGAACCAUCCUAAUAGACCCAGCGUUUUGUUUAUCCACCAUGCUAACUCCUCACCUAGAGGCUCUCCGCCGUGCCAAGCAACAGCGGAAAUUGCAAAUCAGACCAAACCUAUUGGGAGAAAAUUCACCGCCUCCAUCAUGGGUGGCAUCUUUGGUUGUGCACGGCCAAGAUCCUGA
Triticum turgidum subsp. durum (durum wheat) is the source of this 2082-nucleotide messenger RNA. NCBI's taxonomy places the organism in Eukaryota, Viridiplantae, Streptophyta, Magnoliopsida, Poales, Poaceae. The record is from the annotation of a GenBank genome assembly.